AAACAGUCUGUAACUAUAAAGACUAUGCUGGAAGAUUUGGGAAUGGAUGAUGAAGGUGAUGAUGACCCAGUCCCUCUUCCAAACGUCAAUGCAGCUAUCUUAAAAAAGGUGAUUCAGUGGUGCACCCAUCACAAGGAUGAUCCACCUCCUCCCGAGGAUGAUGAGAACAAAGAAAAAAGAACAGAUGACAUCCCCGUGUGGGAUCAGGAGUUUCUGAAAGUAGACCAAGGGACACUUUUUGAACUUAUCCUGGCUGCGAAUUACCUGGACAUCAAAGGUUUGCUUGAUGUCACGUGCAAGACAGUUGCAAACAUGAUCAAGGGGAAAACUCCAGAAGAAAUUCGCAAGACGUUCAAUAUUAAGAACGACUUCACUGAGGAGGAAGAAGCACAGGUACGUAAAGAGAACCAGUGGUGUGAAGAGAAGUGAAGACUUGUGCCUGACACUCGAACACUGUAAGGAUUGUUCCAAAUACUAGUUGCACUGCUCUGUUCAUAAUUGUUAAUAUUAGACAAAUGCAGCAGCAAAUGAAGUUGUGUUAGCAGGAUAUUGUUCCCUUUGCAUGUGUAGUGGUUUUUUGAGUACAAAUUUAAAUCUGAGUUUUUACUAGUGUAAUUGGAUGUCUUUUUACUUUACUCCGCAACAAAUAAAACUGAACUAAGUGUGGAUCCUCGAUGGAAAGUAGCACUUCAGGGUAUCACUUUCAUCACACGUUCUGAACUGCUCAAGCCCAGUUACAGUGCUGAGGAUUGACUCUUGUAAAUAAGAACACCUCUGACUUCUUCCUCAAGAAGAACAAAACACUUGUAUUUACAGGGUAUUGAUAGCUUUGGGAAGAAAAACAGACUAGAAUGGGGCUUGGGGAACGAGGUAAAGUGAAGAGUUACGGGAUUGCUCCCAGAAAACAUCGUGGGGCAAAUUAGGGUUACUUAGAGGUAUGGAAAUCUGAAGAUGGUUCUUGUCCUGCAGGUAAAAGAGGGGAAAAAACCAAUUUGACUGCUUUCUUGUCCUGUUAGUCUUGCCUUGUAGGCUGGUGAGAGGUGUGAGCUAGAACUAAGCCAGCUCCCGACAGCCCAGUUCAAAUACUCCACCCCUGUCUUGAAGACCUGCCUCUAGCGGGUAGCGAACACGCGUGUUGCUUUACGCACAGGAUGGGCCCGUUUCUGUACGUGUUCCUGUUAAAGAGCGGAAUCCAGGUUUGACCAAAAAUGACUGACAUUACCAAAGUUAAUAUUGUUGACCUGUGCAUGCCAUUAGUGGCUGGUUCUUUAGGCAGUUUUGAACAGCCCUUGUGAUGUAGCUCUUGAAAACAUGGUUUCGUGUGUCCACGGGAAAUCUUAGGCCUCUGUAUGUGAUACUUCAGCUUGUAGAGACUUAAUUCUUGCAUACCAAGCUAAUACAGCAUCAAGCUUGACUUCUUUGGACAAAGCCACUUGCAACUAGUUAAACAGUAACUGGUUUUCUGAUUUUUAUUGUUAUUUUUUUUACAGUUCCCUUAUAGGGAGUAGGGGAGGGUUGUGUGGUAGAUCUUUGGGGUGUGCUCUUCGCUUGUAUUGCAUUCCAUCCUCUGUAUGAACCUUAGAGUAGGACGAACCUUAAUAAACAUACUUCUCUCUCUUUAAAUAUCAGUGUUUCCCUUCUGAAUUAAUAAAGGGCUUUGAAACUUCU
Molecule: messenger RNA, 1668 nt
Organism: Eurypyga helias (sunbittern)
Lineage: Eukaryota; Metazoa; Chordata; Aves; Eurypygiformes; Eurypygidae
Gene: SKP1
Product: S-phase kinase-associated protein 1
Exons: 5
Coding region: 25-429 (134 amino acids)
Biological process (GO): SCF-dependent proteasomal ubiquitin-dependent protein catabolic process
Cellular component (GO): nucleus; cytoplasm
Molecular function (GO): cullin family protein binding
Source: RefSeq, a predicted model, not a curated record